AUGAACAAAAGGGAUACUCCAGUCUCAUGGCGUAAUGCCAAGAUACUGUCUGUUAAUGGCCAUACUUGUACCGUGCAAUAUGAUUGUUAUCCGGGAACGGAAAGUGAACUAACUGUGGAACUGGUAUCAAGGAAGUUUAUAAGGCCAUGUCCACCUCUGGUGCAAGGUAUAGAGAAUUGUGUAGCUGGGGACGUUGUGGAGGUAUUUCAAGGUAUUUCUUGGAAGCUUGCCACUAUUUUGAAGGUUUUGCAUGGAUACCAAUAUUUGGUGAGGCUACUAGGGUGCUCCCAGGAAUUAAUCGUCAAAGGAACCAACACUAGGAUGAGACAAACAUGGCACGAUGAUAAAUGGAUUGUAUUGCCAAAGGGUUCCAGAGGAUGCGAGAAUGAAAAGGCUAGCAAGCUAUCAAUUUCAAACUAUGAUCAACAAUUUAAUGCGGGGGCUAAAAGUCAAACAAAAAGAGAUUGCUUGAUCACUCAGAAUGAUUCUAAAUUUAGGGAAUCUCCUUUGGUCUCUUCAAGGUCCUUGAAGAGGAUGUCUCCCUACUGCUCGUCUAUCAUUGAAGUGCAUAAUGGACAUGCCCAGAAAAUAAGAGCAAUUGAGAAGGAUGAUAGGAGGCAUAGAGUGGUUGCUUCACCUGCACUUGAAAAGGGCAAGAGACAAUUAUCAUUUGCUUUCAAAGGCUUAAAGAUGAUGCCAGGGUUUGCCGUCUCUCGUGGCAUAAACUACUGGGUAAUACAGUCCAUGGUAUCAUUAUUUAAGGCUCACCUGGAUUUUUCAACGUCUUUAUUGAGGAAGAAAUAUAGCUGA
Molecule: messenger RNA, 810 nt
Organism: Fraxinus pennsylvanica
Lineage: Eukaryota; Viridiplantae; Streptophyta; Magnoliopsida; Lamiales; Oleaceae
Source: the annotation of a GenBank genome assembly